UGCUGGCCAAUAGGAAAACGGUUUGCUUAGAAGCCAAGUUUGGUGUUGUAAAGGCACAAAACAGCGGGUAAAAUGCUCUUCUAUUCGUUCUUUAAGUCCCUGGUGGGCAAAGAUGUGGUGGUAGAGCUGAAAAAUGACCUGAGUAUAUGUGGGACGCUACACUCUGUAGAUCAGUAUCUGAACAUCAAACUCACAGACAUCAGUGUCACCGACCCUGAGAAAUAUCCACACAUGCUGUCAGUCAAAAACUGCUUCAUCCGCGGCUCGGUGGUGCGGUACGUCCAGCUCCCGGCCGACGAGGUGGACACUCAGCUUCUACAGGACGCCGCCCGCAAAGAGGCCAUGCAGCAGAAACAGUGAUUCACCCGCGCGCACGUUCGGUUUCUCACGGACUUGUUUUUCUUUUACGCCGAGUCGAGAUAAACUCGAGUUACCGGCUCACAACCUGCAGCCUGACGUCUGAGGCCUGUUGCUGUUCAGUUCUGAGUUCAAAUUUAACUACUUUAACUAUGAGGUGUCAUGUUUAUGUUGAAAUUAGUUUCCUUUUUUAAUAAAAUGAAUCAAACGAGAGUAGAAA
Trichomycterus rosablanca is the source of this 577-nucleotide messenger RNA. RefSeq names its product smx5 (gene lsm2). Gene Ontology annotation, biological process: mRNA splicing, via spliceosome. Gene Ontology annotation, molecular function: RNA binding. Gene Ontology annotation, cellular component: Lsm1-7-Pat1 complex; P-body; U4/U6 x U5 tri-snRNP complex. The transcript is spliced from 5 exons. Bases 73 to 360 code for a protein of 95 amino acids. The record is from RefSeq and is a predicted model, not a curated record. NCBI's taxonomy places the organism in Eukaryota, Metazoa, Chordata, Actinopteri, Siluriformes, Trichomycteridae.